GGAAUUUUAAUUAAACAGCAAUUUUUGAUUAAACGGAUACGAAACUACAACAAAAGAAAUCUCAGUUAAAAUAUUUCAACUUAAAACACUCCUAAACAACUAAAGCAGCAUCAGUUUCACAUUUCGAAGCAGCAACAGCAGCAGCAGAGCCGGCAAAAGCAGUGAAACAACCAAAAAACUAAAUAAAGUUUGAAGAAGAAAAUCACAUCAAUGCCGAAUUUUCUGCAUAAAAGGCAAAAGAAGCACUUUAAGAAAUCUCAGUAGGGAUUAUGAAUGCAAAAAGUAAUUUAAGUUUAUUCCCAUGUACGACAAAUCAAAGAAAACCUGGAGUCAAAGGCUCAAAAUCCAUAAGAACGAAAAAUCACAAGCAACAACAGGUAACAACGCCACAUCGAUAACGACAACUGCAACAAAUAAUUCACAACAAUAUCCAACGGUAGCAGUAGCAGCAGCAACAAAGAAUCCUCAUACCCUAGAAGCAACAUUAAAUGUUGCACAUAAUGUUAAUAGUAGUAGUAGUAGAGCACCUAUGCCACAGUAUCAACUAGCGCCAACUGCAAUCAUGCAUUUACCCACACUAAGUGAUUACCACGCAAGUGGAGCAGGCACAGCCUACGAGUAUAUGCCAAAUCAUAUGAGCCGUUCUAUGAAAUAUGCCGAACCCUGGAUAUAUGGCACGGUACGGGGUAUACCGGCCCGACCGGCUGGCAUCUAUCAUCCAGCCUAUGCUCACUAUGCUGCACAUCCUCAUGCAGCCACCAUAUUUGCGGCACCCACCAACGACUUAGCCACAGGAGCCCCAGCUGCCACCGCGGUAGCUGUGGUGCUGUGUUCAUGUCACGAGUACCUGAGCGGCACAAAAGGCCGCACUUUAAAGAAACCAAGUAUAUGUAAGAAAUGUAAAGGUACUCGCCUGCCUUUGCACAAUAUCGGAGGAACCGUUCGAUUGCCGACCAAUUUGCCAAGCCCUAAGUUAAGACCGGUGGGAGCAGCCUCAACGGUGAGAGUUGUCAGUACUAGUAAGAAAAUGCGACCCACCAUACUAGAUCCCCAGAAAGAUCCCUAUGACUUGAUGAGAAGAACACGUCUACUUUCGCCUGAACCGGGCAGUAUAAAUGAUGGUGGUGGAGUAUCAGCUGGGGGUACAUCUGGUAAAGACAAGUCUCGCCAAAGAGGCAAAAGUGCCAGUCCCGUGCGAGGACGUUCUCGUACGCGUCAUCACAAAGUUUUAGCUAACAGUACCAUUUCCAAGGAAAGCUCUAAAGCCUUAGAAAAUUUUGAUGAUACUUGGUUAACUGAAAGCGAAGACUUAGCCCAUACUGCCUCAUCAUCAGCCGCCUCUUCUAGCCGAAGAUCUAUACUACGCUGUAAUGUUAAUCCUUAUGAUUUGAUCUCAAUUAAUAAUCAGGCUUCCAGCCAUAACAUUUCCAUCCAUCCAAUGGAAUCUAAAAGUUCAGCAAAGGAAGUGGCCAAAAAAUCAAAUAGAAAACAAAAGUUGCAAUUUUCACAAAAUGAAUUCAUGCCACCCAAUGAUGAUUUCAAUGUACAAGACGCCGCCUUAACUGAAGACGAGCCACCUUUUAUGCACAGAACUACUAAGGUUAGAGUGGAAAGUUCCAAACCAGACAAUAACAAAAAACUCAUAGAAGAACCUCCACCACCCAAUACACCGCCUCAAACUAAAAAGCCCAACUACAUUAAUGUUCAGGCCAUAGCUGGACAACGCAUCAGUCUGGGAGAGGAACAACAGGCUCCCAAAUCUUUGUUGCAACAAACAGCAGAUGGCACCACUACUUACGAGAGUUUUGCCAUUGAAAGCGAACCGCAAACAAUAUCCAAAGAAAUGGAAAAAACUAAUAAAACCAGACCCGAUACUCUACAAGUGCAAGUGUCAUUAGGCGAACCCAAGAGACCACCCAGAGUAGUAAAACAACCCAGCCACUCUAACGACUCUACAGAAAUUGCAAAUAGCAAGGAAACCACUGAAGAGGAAGAGGAACUAAUGGUAACUGUAACCGUUACACCCACUUACAACAUAAAAUCCAUUUUAAAGAGACCCACUUCAAAGACCUCGGAAAAUGGUGAAAAUACACAAACUGAUUCAGUUUCCAAAACUCAUUAUACACCCUCUACUCCCUCAAAACAAAGAGAAAGUGGCAACAACUCUAAGAGUAGUACACCCACCAACUCUAGACGCAAUCAGGUUACCAUCAACUCCACCACAGCUAAUUCACAAUUCUAUAUACCCAUGCCACAGGCCCGCAAAAAGGUACAAUUUCUGGUAGAAGAUAUGGAUCAAACUGGAUCAGAAGAUCUAGAUGAUGAGGAUUCUUUUUACGACAACUCAUCAUCGACAUCUCCAAACUCUUUGGCCGGUGAUCUUAAUACCAAUUACGAAUAUUAUAGCAAGAAAAGAAAUCUCAAGAAACUGGUUAAUGUCAAUGAUCAAAAUGAAAACAUGUCAGAGGAUUCUGAAACCGAAAUCAUUACCUACGAUGAACAAUUCAUACAGGCCAUGUUAUUAGAGAAAUUGCAAUUAGAUUCUGAGUUGGUAACGAAGAGAUUCAUCAGCAACAAUCAACAACAAGAACAAAAUGGUGAUAAGGCAGCAGCAGCCGCAAAUAAUAAUAAAACUGAUUACAAUGAUGUUGCUGCUAAUGGGGAACAAAAUAAAUCACAAUACAACAGGCAACAGGAUAAAAAUCAAAAUGAAUUGGAAAGGCAGGAGGAAAAGUAUGAUGAUAAACAUUAUAUUAAUGAAAAUCUAGGCAAAGCUAAAACAUCAUUGCCACUGUCAACAGCAACUUUAACAGCCAACGAACAAACAUUUCAAAGUUCAACUGCAGCAACUGCUUUAAACCCACAAUCUUCUACCAACAGUGCUUGCAGUAGUACUCCUUUGGAACUGGCAACGCACAACCGCAACAAAAGCUACAAUAAGAGUUGUAAAAAUGAUGACAUAGACGACUAUGAGUGUUUGCCAUUUAAAGACAACAAUGACUACGACGAAGAGAACAUCAUCAUCGCCACUGUUUAUGAAGAAUGUGAUGAUGGCAACAAUAAUGUCAGCAAUAAUAGUGAUAGUGAUGAUGGCCUGCAUAAUAACGUUGCUGCUAGUACUAGUGCUGUUGAUGCGGAUGAUGACAAUGACGAUCAGCACCUUCCUGAUGAUGUUCUUCUUCUUGGUGUUGGUGGUGGUGAUGGUGUUGUUGCUGUUGAUGAUGUGGACGAUGGCAGUUCAUAUGCGGACAAACCACCAACUUGCCACCGCAAUGAUAACAAUCAUUCUCAGGAUGACGACAACGAUGAUGAUGCUGUUGACGAUGACGAUGACAAUGUUAAUAUAUCCACGUCAUUGUUGCCAGUGUCGAAAGUUCAACAUAAUGGAGCUAAAAAGUCAACAACAAGCGAUUAUGAUGAUGAUGCAAAAACCAAACAGCCACAACAACAGCAACAAAAGCAACAGCAGCAAAAAUGUACGAAGAAAACUAAAAAGGAUAUGCAAGCACUUGCGGCAGUUGCUGAUAGUAGUACUAGUAGUAGUAGUAGCAAUGUCACUAGUUGUAGCUCUGGCAGCAGUGGCAGUAAAAAUAGAAAAAUAUCAACAAAAGAGACACAAUCACGAAAUCCCAUCAGACGUUCACAAAGUGAAAGGCAGCCAACAACUACAGCACCAACAAUGAGAACAACAACGACAUAUCACAAUAGCACUAACAACAACACUAACAACAGCAGCAAUAAGAAGAAGAAAGACCAACAAUUGCACCACGACACUGCACAUGUUGAUAAUGGUGGCAGCAGUGGCAGUAACGAAAAUAUUAUUCCAAAUACCAGGAAUAGCUUAAAGGACAUAGAAAAUAUACCAAAUAAUAUAAAUGACAGCAGAAGUGCUGAUUGUGCUGGUUCGGGCACCGUUAGACGCAGUGUGGGGGGUGUGGGUAUGAGGGGUAAUGGUAACAAAACUUCAUUGCAUUUUCAUGAUACAAUGGCAUUGCGCAACCGUUAUAACCGCAACGAUACAAGGGAUUUAUUCAGCAUGGCCCUUAUAGGAAGACCUAGAGAACCACCGCCACCACCACCACUAUCUUCUUCAACGCCACAAACUCCAGCAGCAGCUGCACCACCAUCAUCACCAGCAGUGGAUAUGGCUAAUGCAAGAACUCCAGUGAGUAAUUCAUUGCCUAAGGCUGUGGAAUUGAAGGAGUCAACUAAAUCCACCACCACUACCUUGGCAACAGAUGCAAUAGAAACUUCACAACUAUACCAACAACAAAUCCUUAACGGAUUAGAGAGCAACAGCAGUAAACAGCAGCAACUAGAACAAAAGUUAACAAUAACAACAAUAGCAGCAAACAAUACAAUAUUUUGUAAAGAAAUCAAUGAAGCCACUUUAAUCGAAGACAAACCGAAAAGACAUCAACAGCAACAAAUGGUUGAAUUGACAAAUAGUGAAAAAACCACAACGGAUUUAUCAUCACAAUCAUCGUCGUCUUUUUCCUACUCCAGUAAAGAACAACACACAAUUUUACCAACAACAUCUAACGGCAAUAAUAAACAGCAGCAACGAACUGUUGUUAGAGUUGCUCCAUUUAAUAAAAAUUCCUCUGAAAUACAUCGUUUGAAAAUUUCCCACACAGAUAAUAAUGAUACUUAUCCCCACUCGCCUCAGACACCCAAAACACCCAACACUCCAAAUUCAACAUGUUCCAGCAACUCCAGCAACAUGUUUGCCUGCUUGUAUGCCUCCUCUCCGUUCUCCAACUCUUCACACUAUAGUGUUACAGAUUUGAGUACAUUAAACGCCUCCAACGAAUAUGGCCAAAAGAAAACUUCAAUUUUAAUUAAUGGUGAUGAUUGUUAUAGCACCAUGAAUUUAAGCUGUGAUGACUCUUGCACACCACUCUAUCAAUCCUCCGUGGUGGUAACAGAUGGUUCGACCAAAACCGACAACGACUUACAAGGCUUAAGAGUAACAAAUACCUAUAAUACGGUAACCAUUAAUGUAAGUAGUCCCCGUAGCUCAGAGGAUGAACUAAUACAUCAUCACAAUCAGUUGAAUAAUCUGCUGAAGAGACAGGCAAAAUCCUCUUCGGCCACGGGUAGUAUACGCGCUAUAAUACCCAUACGUGGCACAAUUGAUAUAAACCUGCAACGAUCGGCUUCCUCCACCUCGUCCACAUCGACUAGUUCCAUAACUAGCUCAUGUUCGUCGGCUUCUAGCUCUAGCCAUGCUGGUACCUCGAAGAGAGGAAAAACUUUAAUACGUUUGGACUAUGAAAAGGAAAAACCAUUAGUCCACGAAUCUAAGAUCUCGUCUACCAUGAUAAAUGAGCAGCUACCCGAAGAAGAGGAUACAGAUGAAUGGUUGCCCCAUGAAACUGAAUUGCUAAAAAUUUUAAGAAAUCCCGUUGAGGCUGUUAAGCGUAAUUUGGUACCUCAUAUAUGUAAACUACGAGAAACCGAUACACAAAAAGAUGCCAAACGUUCAAAGAAGAUGAAGGAAAGACACUCAGAUAUAUUGGAAAGUUCAGUUACAAGUAGCAGUAGUAGUGGUAGUAGUAGCAGUGUACCCACAUCAUCGAAUAAAACACCUGAAGCCUCGUCCACUUUUAUAGGCAAACUAUUGGAAGAUCCCAUGUUACAGCAAGUGGCUGAGGGACUGGAAACAGAUACAGUUGCUGAAUUGAUUGAAAACUCCCUGAAACGUUUGCAAGAGUCCAGAAGUUCGCUGGACAUGACUGGUACCAAAGAUAAGGAUGAUAUGAAUCGUUUAAUUGAUCUAACACUGAAACGUAUACAAGAAGAGCGUAACUCUUGCACUAAAGAAACCUCCUGCAAUUCAAAUUUGUUAAGUGUACCACCCUCCAAGGAUGAAGAACGUUUGUCGAAUCGAGGCAGCAUUAGUUCAGCCAACAGCUUUGCCUCGGCUCACAACUAUGAAUUGUUCGACUUUGAAGCCAACGAAUCGGAUUGUUAUCAAAGUUGUUCGAGUGACAUCAACUCAAUUAUGGAAGAGGAAGUACCCUCACCGGAAACCAAAACAAAGUUUUAUCAGAUGCUGGUAGAUGCCACUUUGCAAGAAAUUGAAUUGUCUACCAACAUUGAAGAUUUGACAAACGAUGAACAUCAGUAUGAAUCCAUAAGACAUAAUAUAGAUCCCAUAUAUGAGGAAAUAUAUGAUGUGCCGCCACCAUUGCCACUAACAGCUCCACCACUCAACGAUCCCGAAUUGGAAAAGAAAUCGGCCAGAUCUAUUUUCGAAGGAGCCUCCAAGUAUGACAUUCUCUCUUAUUUAGUAGAUGCCAAAGAGAGAGGUCUGGUCAAAGAAGAACCCUUUGAUUAUCCCCUCAAUUGCUCCAAUCCCAUCAUCAUAGAAGAAGAAUCCUCAGACACUCUUAGUGAUUUGGGAAAACUCAACAAGCUUAAGCGUAUAGAUACCAUAAGCUCUCGUUCGUCGAUAAUGAGUGAUUCUUCGGAUGACAACCAAAGUACCAUGAGCUCGUUGUCUCCCCCUACAACUAACAACUUCAUGCUACUACGCAAUAAGCAAGCAACCAGUGAUAUAGAACGUAAUGAUUCUGGUGUAGGUUCAGAAACCAGUAAAUCGUCUCGAAGUAAAUUUUUAAAUCCCACCAUGUCCUCCUCUCCUUCGCCCACUUCUAAUUCAUCCUCACCGAUUUCCCACCAACACUCUCAGCCUCGUUCCAGUCCCAUACAUUUAUGCGAAGAUUGUGAUGGUCCCGUCGAAACACAAAUCGCCGAAAAUGGCCAUAUUUUUGCUCCCUUGGUUUGCCGCAAGUGUGGCAAAAAGCGUGUGGAACGCAAAGAAAUCAUCACAGAAGUUGUUGAGACCGAAGAGAAAUAUGGUCGUGAUCUUCAAAUUAUCUUAGAAGAAUUUUGUCAUCCCAUGUUGGUGGCCGGUCUCCUCACACAAGAGCAACUCUCUGCAAUCUUCUUGAAUACCGAAGAAUUGCUCGAGAACAAUCAAACUCUUGCCGAACGUAUGCGUGACGCUCUCGACAUCGCUCUGGAGCAGGGUGAUGAUGACUUGCUAACGGUGAAUAUUGGUAAAAUAUUCUUGGAAUCGACACAAAUGCUGCAUGCCUUCGAAAGCUAUUGUGUACGGCAAGCGGGUGCCAGUCUAUUGCUGGCCAAUCUGGAGAAGGAAAAGGAAUUGUUGCGCAUUUUUCUGAAAGUAUCGCAGAUGGAGAAUGCCGUUUUAAGGCGAAUGAAUUUGAAUUCAUUUUUAAUGGUACCUGUUCAACGUGUCACCAAAUAUCCUUUACUUUUGGCUCGUUUAUAUAAAGUCACACCAGCACAUCUUGAAGGACGUGAUCAACUUAAGCAGGCACAAGAAAAAAUUGAAUUACACUUGAAUCAUAUCAAUCAGGAAGCAAAAGAUGUACCAACAAAACUCUGGCGUCGCAUCUCUUCAUCGAGUCCCAAUCGACGUGCUUCCUGUGAAAUUGAUAUGAUAAACAUAAAGCUACGUAAAAUGGCCAUAGAUGUGCUCGAAUGGAAUCACGAUGAAGUGCGUUUUGUCAUGGAAGGCAAAUUGCUGUACACCCAACCCACAGACAGUAAUUGGAAGAAGGCUCGUACCAUUAAGCUGACAACAGUAAAUGCUCUACUGGUAACAAACGGAAAGCCAAGUACCAAUUAUAAAGCAGAAAAAGUCAUGUCAGAUAAACUGAAUUUUCCCAAACAUACCGGAAUACGAGAAGCUUCAUUGUUGGUGGUCAAGGAGAAGUGCGGACGUUAUACAUUGAUACGUGAGCCAUUGUAUUUGGAUCGUUGUGUUGUAUGCAGUGAAGCAGAUUGGGAUGAAUAUUUCGAAAUACAAGAGAUUUCUUCCAAGGAUACAUUCAUCUUUAAGGCUGAGGAUAAUGUACGCACAAAACAAUGGUAUACACAGUUACAAUAUCAUGCUCAGGGUAUGGGAGCCUGGCGUAAAAGACGUAACGCUUUAGCCAAUAUCAUGAUUAAUGGCAUGUUAACGCGCAGUUAAAGGGAUCAGAAUUCAUCUUCUCUCAACAACAGCAACAACAAAAAAAACAAACGAAAAAAUAAAACUUUUUUAUUACAAUAUAUCAAAAAACAAAAAGAAACAAAGUGUAAAAUAUACAUAAAAACGAACGAUUAAAAAAUAAUAAAACAUAAAUAAAAUACUUAUACUUUAUUUACAUUCCACUUGCAUUACGCACACAUACACAUUCGAGUGUAAUUAUUUCUGUGUAUGCGUGUAUCUAUGUAAGUGUGUAAAUAAAUAAAAUAUUAAUAAAACUAUCCGUCUGUCUCAUUAAAAUAUAGUUAUCAUACUCGUAUGUAUAUGGAAGAAUACAUUCAUUUAUUUAGUUGUAGAUAUUUAGCAGUUAGUAGCGGUAGUAGAAGCACUUUAAAUCCUUUUAUUCAAAAAAAGCAUUGUACUUUUUUUUUAAUUUGUAAUUAUAUUAAAAUUAAAACAAUUAUAUAAAUAUUCACACUAACAAUUUAAUUGAAUAUAUUUUAUUCUAUGUAUUUAACUAGUAGUAUCACUAUCUUUAUUAUUAUUAUUAUUAUUGUUAUUCAAAAUUCAAAAUUAUAUAAUUAUGUAUUUAGUUUAUCCAUUUAAAUAUUAUUAUUAUUAUUUUAAAAAUUGUAUUCAAUGUAUUAACUUUAUUGUAAAGAAUAAUAAAACAAAAUUUAAACAAAAAAUCAAUCAAACAAAA
Calliphora vicina (urban bluebottle blowfly) is the source of this 8708-nucleotide messenger RNA. It is a transcript of the gene RhoGEF64C, whose product is annotated as Rho guanine nucleotide exchange factor at 64C. The record is from RefSeq and is a predicted model, not a curated record. Gene Ontology annotation, biological process: positive regulation of Rho protein signal transduction. The coding region runs from base 302 to 8008 and encodes 2568 amino acids. The transcript has 7 exons. NCBI's taxonomy places the organism in Eukaryota, Metazoa, Arthropoda, Insecta, Diptera, Calliphoridae. Gene Ontology annotation, molecular function: guanyl-nucleotide exchange factor activity.